This is a messenger RNA of Drosophila ananassae, 1228 nucleotides long. It is a transcript of the gene Cpr92A, whose product is annotated as larval cuticle protein A1A. The coding region runs from base 200 to 940 and encodes 246 amino acids. Lineage: Eukaryota; Metazoa; Arthropoda; Insecta; Diptera; Drosophilidae. The record is from RefSeq and is a predicted model, not a curated record. Gene Ontology annotation, cellular component: extracellular matrix. The transcript is spliced from 2 exons.
UGAAGCAGGCGACAUUUGCCGCCAGUUGGCAGUAUAAAUGGCCAGAACUCCGAGCCACAGCUUGCAGUUUUGUUUUUGGCUUCUUCUUGCGCGAUCGUCGUCGAAUUAAACGCUCUUUGGACCACUCUCUGAUUAACCUGAGGUGGUGUGUCUGUGAACUGUGAGCGAGCUGAAAGGAUACCCGUUCAAGGACUACGUUAUGCUGAAGAUUUCCCUGCUGAGCGCCGUGCUCGGCAUCGCCUAUGCUGGUGUGAUUGGCCCCGGACCUUACUAUGGCGGACCGGCUGGCCCCGGACCGUUACACGGCUACGCGCCCUAUGCCCCUCCCCAUGGACCUUUACCUGCCCACUACGCGGCACCCAAGCCCGUCGCCCCAGAGCCCUACGACCCUGACCCGAAAUACUCGUUUGGCUACGACAUCCAGGACGGAUACACAGGAGACCUGAAGUCUCAACACGAGACGCGCCACGGCGAUGUGGUGAAGGGCAGCUACUCGGUGGUGGAUCCGGAUGGCACCAAGCGAACCGUCGACUACACGGCGGAUCCUCACCAUGGCUUUAAUGCGGUAGUGCGCAAGGAGCCACUGGCCUACAAGGCCCCUGCCCAUCUUGCUCCCGUUAUUGCUCCAGCUCCUGCACCCGCUCCCCUACACUUGGCCGGUCCUGCCCCAGCUCCACCUCUGCCACCCGUUCCCAAGGCACCCCUGCUGUCGUAUCCUUUGGCUUUGAGCACUCUUCACCGGGCUGGCCCUGCUCCAGCACCGGCUCCUGCCCCUGUUCCUGCUCCUGCUCCCAUCCCGGUGCCAGUGGCUGCUCCAAUCCUGCCCUCCGCCCACUUCCAUGCCGCCUACCCGGCGCUGGCCCACAGUGCGUAUGCUCACUACCCGGCUCCGGUUCCGGCACCCGCUCCCGUUGACCCCCACGCCUAUUAUCACCACUGACCGCCCUUAGGGCACCCACCGAUCUGAUUUGAUUUGAUUUGAGUUAAUUUGUCUUGUGACUAUUGCACGCAGCUUACACUACUGACCCGAAACUAAAUCUCCGGCUCUUUCCGUGCCAAACAACGCUCCACUCUACUCAACCUCCUUUGCUGUGUUCUUCGAGGGAUUUGAUACCGAUCCAGUAUAUAGAUUGGUUAAGAUACACCUAGCCUAUGUACAUAUCUAUAGCAUAUGUUGUUGAAUGGUUAGUCUAGAUCUAGUAAAAAUAAAACGAUAAUGGAAACAGAA